AUGCAAGAACAUUUACUAAAUGAAGGUAUAACAGAAAGAAUUCACAGAAAUACUGGUCAUGUACCUAUAGUAAAAAGCAAAGUAUUUCUUGAUUCUAGUAUUACAUUUCCUGUUAAACAUUUUUUAGAACAAUAUGGAGCUAUUAAUGGAUUACCAUCUCCAAUGAGACACAAAAACGAAUCCGAACCAUUUAUUUAUUUGCCUACUGGAAACACUUAUGUUUCUGUUUAUAACAAAUUUAAAAAACAUUUUUAUAGUGAAAAUAAUCAAGACGAAAAAAUUAUUUCUUAUUUUACUUUUAGAAAACUUUGGCAGGAAACAAUACCUUAUCUUAAAUUUCAAUUACCCACAAGUGAUCUCUGUGAGGUCUGUGAAACUUUUAAGGCAAAAUUAUUAGUAGCGAAGUCUAAUAAAGAUGAAUAUGAUCAAAUUAAA
This is a messenger RNA of Dentiscutata heterogama, 435 nucleotides long. The record is from the annotation of a GenBank genome assembly. Lineage: Eukaryota; Fungi; Glomeromycota; Glomeromycetes; Diversisporales; Gigasporaceae.